Molecule: messenger RNA, 393 nt
Organism: Alexandromys fortis (reed vole)
Lineage: Eukaryota; Metazoa; Chordata; Mammalia; Rodentia; Cricetidae
Product: 60S ribosomal protein L32-like
Exons: 1
Coding region: 1-393 (130 amino acids)
Biological process (GO): translation
Cellular component (GO): ribosome; cytosolic large ribosomal subunit
Molecular function (GO): structural constituent of ribosome
Source: RefSeq, a predicted model, not a curated record
AUGGCUGCCCUCCAGCCUUUGGUGAAGCCCAAGAUAGUCAAAAAGAGGACCAAGAAGUUCAUCCGGCAUCAGUCAGAUCGAUAUGUCAAGAUUAAGCGAAACUGGUGGAAACCCAGAGGUAUUGACAACAGGAUGCGGAGAAGAUUCAAGGGCCAGAUCCUGAUGUCCAACAUUGGUUACAGGAGCAACAAGAAAACCAAGCACAUCCGGAAGUUUCUGGUCCACAACGUCAAGGAGCUGGAGGUGCUGCUGACAUGCAACAACUCUUACUGUGCUGAGAUUGCUCACAGUGUUUCCUCCAAGAACCGAAAAGCCAUCAUAGAAAGAACAGCACAGCCGGCCAUCAGAGUCACCAGUCCCAACACCAGGCUACGCAGCGAAGAGAAUGAGUAG